Molecule: messenger RNA, 1802 nt
Organism: Closterium sp. NIES-67
Lineage: Eukaryota; Viridiplantae; Streptophyta; Zygnematophyceae; Desmidiales; Closteriaceae
Source: the annotation of a GenBank genome assembly
AUGUCAAGUCGUCGUUUGCGUGUCGCAUGUGUUAUUUCUAUUUUGUCGAGUGUGAAGUGUCCAUCGUGUCGCAGGGUCCUUCCCUUUCAUCCUUCCCUUCCCACCCCACCUUCUAACUAUGCUUCAAUGCCUUUUCCAUCAUGUCUCUAAACUUGUAAGCUUCUAUUAUAGUGACUCUGAGGACUGUCAAUUUCUCCUAGGGCAGAUUACCCCCCAGUGCGCCAAACGCCAUAGCUCACUCGAUAAGCUACGGAAUCGAGUGAUUCAACUUUUAGAGAAAAGCUGACGCUGCAAGCUACAACAUAUCCGAUUUUCAGAUCGUUUCAUCGAUUGGAGUUUUGGAUAUAGCUUUUCGAAGGUCGCGAGUUUUCUGGGCGUCAUAACGAAGUGCUGCAGAAAUUUCCAAGGAGCCAUUGAAUCAUCUGCUUCUAGCCCUCUCUAACCAACAAGUGGUAUCAGAGCCCAUUAUCACGCAUUUGGGACCUAAAUUACGAUGGGAGAUAAGGAGGACUCUGGUGGAGGUGAUACUUCAGUCCAAGGAGGCAGCUCAACCCAAGAAUGUGCUGUUUGACAGUCGGGAUGUCAAAUUUGUGGAGAACAUCAUGUAUGGCAAGUGGGAGAAGCAGCCGGAGGCAACGGUCACCCAGCAGCUGGAAGAGAUCACUAUGCACCUCGAUUUGUCCGAACCUGAGGACAGCAAAGUCACUGCGCCAACGGCAAGCGGUACUGAUGAAGGAAGCAAUGAGGAUAUUGCAGCUGAUGCUCAAGUCAAGGAUCCGGAGCAGCAGCAGCAAGAGGCUUCCAAAACACCAAGUCUGCCAAAGCGAAGGAAACAGAUUGGUGGGGGGACAAAGGAUUGGGUGAAGGUGAAAGAAUGGGUAAAUCCAACCAUCUACCCUGCACGUACCAGAAUGGCAACAAGAAAGCUGCUGAACUCUACAAGUGGAGGAGCCACAACAGAGCAGCAGGAACAGGCUCAAGGCGAAGAUGCACUGCUGUUCUUGGGUGAUGACCAAGAGUCAGAUGACGAAGAGCCUGCAUACUGCUUUUACGCACCAAUACAACCUCCGAGCAUGGAGUAUGCGCUAGCCGGGCCUCAACGGGGGAAAUGGCUUGUUUCAAGAGAUGCAGAGUACAACAGCCAGAUGGAGAAUCACACAUGGGACCUGGUGUACUUGCCAAAUGGGAAGAAGGCAAUACAGUGCAAGUGGCUGGCAAAAAUCAAGACGGAUGAGAAAGGAGAGCCAUCAGUUUACAAGAGCAGGCUGGUGGCAAAGGGGUUUCAACAGAAAGAGAAGGAAGAUUACAAAGAAGUGUUUGCCCCAACUGCUAAGUCUCCAACGCUACGUGUGCUGCUGGCGGUAGCUGCUGUGCGCAAAUGGAAGGUGAAGCAGAUGGACAUCAUAACCGCUUUUCUGUACGGCAUUGUGGAAGAGGAGGAAGAACGGGAAGUGGUUACACCUUUGCCUUCCGAGUUCAAACUCAUAAAGGCAGCUGAAGGAGAAGGAGUUGAGUGUGAAGACCAGAGGCAAUUCCAAUCCAUGCAUGAGGAUUCAUCAUCUGUUGGUGGAUACAUCUGCAUGGUGGGAGUUCUUCAUGGGUUGAACAAGCACAUGAGGAUCAAGUGGCAUUGGCUGCGGAAGGAGGUGAAGCUUGGGACACUGGAUCCGAUUUACGUGAAAACUCAGCAACAGCCAGCCGACUUCCUUACCAAGCGGCUAGCUGAAGAGCCACACUGGCGCUGUGCGAGAAUGGCGGGAAUGUCCAUGAACUAGAGACGGCGAAACAAGCCGACAGUCUGA